AAAGCUCUUUCCGCCUUUUGACAAUUGCUAAGCCAAAAUGGCAGUACGCUACGAACUCUGUGUCGGUCUCAACAAGGGACACAAAACCACCAAAGUCAGGAAUGUAAAAUAUACUGGCGACAAGAAAGUUAAAGGCUUGCGUGGUGCCCGUUUGAAGAAUAUCCAAACCCGUCACACCAAGUUCAUGCGUGAUUUGGUACGUGAAGUUGUUGGUCAUGCUCCUUAUGAGAAGAGAACCAUGGAAUUGUUGAAGGUUUCCAAGGAUAAGCGUGCCUUGAAAUUCUUGAAGCGCCGUUUGGGUACACACAUCCGUGCCAAGAGGAAGCGUGAAGAAUUAGCCAACAUCCUCACUCAAAUGAGAAAGGCUCAAACCCACGCCAAGUAAACAAAUCAUCGGCGUGUUUUGGAAUUGAGCGAAUUUUUAGUGUAUUUAUAAUACACUAUAUUCCUCUUUUUUACUAUGAAUUACUGUAGUGAUAAUGCUAAAAAUAAUAAAAAAGUGACAAAAAAAUAA
Calliphora vicina (urban bluebottle blowfly) is the source of this 514-nucleotide messenger RNA. RefSeq names its product ribosomal protein L36 (gene RpL36). Gene Ontology annotation, biological process: cytoplasmic translation. The record is from RefSeq and is a predicted model, not a curated record. Gene Ontology annotation, cellular component: cytosolic large ribosomal subunit; ribosome. The transcript has 3 exons. The coding region runs from base 38 to 385 and encodes 115 amino acids. NCBI's taxonomy places the organism in Eukaryota, Metazoa, Arthropoda, Insecta, Diptera, Calliphoridae. Gene Ontology annotation, molecular function: structural constituent of ribosome.